UUUACUAGAUUUCCUCAUCAUGAUGAAGCUGAUACUGUCUCUCAUGCUCAUCUGGACUCUCGCCAGCACAGCUGAAGCUCUUCAGUGUUGGCAGGGUUUACAGGGAACAAAGGUGUUACAUCCAUGUGACUCUACUAAGUGGUGUGCGACUGUUGCCAAACAAGUAACUGUGUAUGGGAAUCCCAUUAGGACCACCGCCAGGGUCUGUUUGACACCCCCUCCUAACCCUGAGGGAAAGCAUAAAUUUUCAUACAAUUUUGGAUUCAUGGCUGCAUCUGUUCAUGUGUGUAACACAGAUGGCUGCAACAUUGAAGACAUACCUUACCCUGGUGAUCUGAAGAAAAACAACCUGCAGUGUUUCACCUGUGAUGAUCCAUCUUCUGCUGAGUGUAAGAAGAAGACAGUACAGUGUGUGGGAGACGAGGACCGCUGCGUUAGUGCGACUGUGGAAGGUAACAAGGGUGUACAACUUCAUACCUUUGGAUGUGUCUCUGGAGAUCUUUGUGAAGAUCUUUCUGAAUUGAAGCUACUGCUUGAAAAUGGCAAGUUUAUUCAUCCUCCAACAUGUUGUAAAGGCAGCUUCUGUAACUCAGCCUGGUCUGUCAAACUGAAUGUGAUGACUCUGCUGUUUGGACUCACUACCCUUAUCUUCUAUUAGAACAAAGAGAAACUAACAGAAUAGCCCAACUGUAGUGUGUGUGAAUAAGCCAAAUACAUCUAUUAUCUUCUAAGUCAUUUACACAGUGAGAUGUCUUCAACAGUUUGAAUGUUUUAGCUUGGUAAAUAAUUAUUUUAACCAUAACUGCAGCAUCCAAGUAAAAUAAAGUUAAUAUGUCUGAUUUAUAGACAGUAACAAAAUCUGUUUACGGCCCACUUCCUCUUCUACUUUGGACUCAUACCGCUCUGCCAAACUCACUCAGCUCUUUAGCAGUCAGCUCCCCCUGCUGUCCAUAAUGUGCCUCUGCACCCCAGCUGUUUCAAACCCUCCCUGCAGCCUUUGAGCCACGCCUCCUCAUUUACAUACAGUUUGAAAAGCAGAAUGUAAA
Messenger RNA from Scomber scombrus (Atlantic mackerel), 1046 nucleotides. RefSeq names its product urokinase plasminogen activator surface receptor-like. Lineage: Eukaryota; Metazoa; Chordata; Actinopteri; Scombriformes; Scombridae. Bases 20 to 658 code for a protein of 212 amino acids. The record is from RefSeq and is a predicted model, not a curated record. The transcript is spliced from 6 exons.